Molecule: messenger RNA, 1338 nt
Organism: Penicillium robsamsonii
Lineage: Eukaryota; Fungi; Ascomycota; Eurotiomycetes; Eurotiales; Aspergillaceae
Product: glycosyltransferase family 31 protein
Exons: 2
Coding region: 1-1338 (445 amino acids)
Cellular component (GO): membrane
Molecular function (GO): glycosyltransferase activity
Source: RefSeq, a predicted model, not a curated record
AUGGUCCCCCGCCGGUUCAGUCGUCGUCUUCUUGCAGUUGCAACCGCCAUUGCGUUCUUCUUUCUUUACCACAUCGGCAUCUUCUCCGAUCGGGAUCGCCAAUGGCGUCCUCACUUCAUAUCAACGCCAGAUAUCCCCCUAGUCCUCGAUGAAAACGGGGAACCGGCCCCAUUCUGUCCACCCUUACCUGGCAUGGAAGAUGUACUUGUGGUAAUGAAGACCGGAGUGACAGAAUCCCGCGACAAAGUCCCCAUCCACUUCAAAACAACCUUACGAUGCAUCCCCCACUUCGUAAUAUACUCCGACUUCGAAGAAGAAAUCGAAGGCGUCAAAAUCCACGAUGUCCUCCGCGACAUGGACACCUCCGCAAAGAAUAACCCGGACUUCGACUUCUACCACCGCAUCCUCAAAUACGGCCGCAAGGGUCUAGAACAGCAUGAUUUCGCCGACGAAGCCAAUUCCGCAAUCGGAAAACCAAACAACCCAGGCUGGAAACUCGAUAAAUGGAAGUUCCUCCCAAUGGCACAGGAAGCGCUACGCUACAAGCGAGACGCAAAAUGGUUUAUCUUCAUCGAAGCAGACACAUACAUAUCCUGGCCAACGGUCCUGACCUGGCUGGCCCGGUUCGACCACACAAAACCACACUAUCUCGGCACGGAAACUCAGAUCGCGGACGUCAUCUUCGCCCACGGUGGCUCGGGCUUCGUGCUCUCCAACCCGGCCCUGCAACGUGCCUCCGACGAAUACACUGCGCGCGAGGUCGAGCUGAAUGUUUUCACAGACCAACAUUGGGCCGGCGACUGUGUACUCGGCAAGGUUCUCAGCGACGCAGGCGUCAAUCUACACUUCACAUGGCCAAUCCUUCAAAAUUCCAACAUCGGCGAGCUGGACGAGUUCACUACAGACUUCUACCGGAAACCAUGGUGUUUCAUCGCCGUAUCCCUCCACCACCUCUCACCGGGUGAGAUCGAGAACCUAUGGAAAUUUGAACAAAAGCGCUGGCGUGAUAAAAAUAAACGCAUCCUCCUCCACGGUGACCUCUUCCGCGAAUACAUCUUCCCAGAAAUAAGCAGUGAACCCACCCGCCAAAGUUGGAACAACAUGGCCAGCGAAGAACAGCCCUUCGCCAAGACCUUCGAAGACUGCCGCCUUAUCUGCGAAACACAGAAAACAUGUGUGCAAUUCUCCUUCCACGAAAAUACAUGCUUCACGAGUCUGAAUCCACGUCUCGGACAUGCCGUUCCGGGCGGCGAUGCGACGUCAGGCUGGAUCCCAACUCGGAUUCGUGCUAUGACGGAGAAAAAUGGGUUGUGUAAGAAGCCUGAUUUCGGUGAUUGA